Symphalangus syndactylus (siamang) is the source of this 1017-nucleotide messenger RNA. RefSeq lists its product as uncharacterized. The record is from RefSeq and is a predicted model, not a curated record. NCBI's taxonomy places the organism in Eukaryota, Metazoa, Chordata, Mammalia, Primates, Hylobatidae.
AAAGAUGGUGGGGCCGGGGUCAGCGGGCGAGUGAGGCUGGAGACCUCCCCCGGAUCCCCCAUGCUGGGACACGGGGGACGGGGGCCUCCUCAAGUUCACUUCUCCUGGGUCCCCUGUUCGUCCCAGCAUCCCCAGGCAGUGCUGAGGCCCCGGGGUGGCUGCGGGAGGGGGGCCACACCCCUGUAUCUCACCUAGCGCAGACCACACGCUUCCAGACACCAGCAGAUGGAGGCGGCACCUGCUCCCGUCCCAGGCCGGAGUUUGCAAGCUGCUCGCCGCCCGCGCCCCUCCCUGGGAGCAGCCCGGGACCGCGGUUGGAAAGGAGAAAGCGGAAAGAAAGAAAGAAAAGAAAAAGAGAGAGGGAGAGUGAAUCUGGGAGAAAGCGCAGAGGGAAGAGCAGCCAGCGAGUGUCCGGAGCGAGGAGGAGGAGGAGGAGAAGGAGAGGGGGAGGAAGAGGAGGAGGAGGAAGGCUCGGCGCCCCCUCCCUCGCCGCCAACCUGCCGCGGGGCGUGCGGUGCUUGGGACCAUGUGCCCGCGCUCGCUCCGGGCCGCCACCCAGCGCCUCCGGUGGCUGCGCGGGCGCCCCAAGUGUCCGUGUGUCUGCGGCGGGUGGGCGUCCGGCUCGCGCUGCCAAGCGCCCCAAGUUGCCGCCGCGCCCCGCAGCGGGAACGCGAAGCCGGCGCGGGGCGGGUGUAUUUACCUGCCGCCAAGACCUUCAUUAUGGGCUGCACUUCAGAGGGCCUUGGAGGAAACCUCAGAUGCCGGCAGUUUUCAGAGGUUCAUGCUCAAAUGGGGAAUUUGCCUGAUUUAUAUACUGGAGCCUGUGUUGUAAGACAGAAACAGCUAUAUUUAGCCGGGAUCCCCAGUCCAGGAAGUUGUUUGAGGUGCAUCAUAGGAAAUUAUGAAUGGAAGAAAGUGAGAGUGGGGGGGGGGGACGAGUGAGGGGGGAGGGUGGGGAGAACAGACUUUUUCCCUCUUCUAAGAAUUUGAUUGAUAAAAUUAUAAUGAAGCCUUCGA